Molecule: messenger RNA, 1709 nt
Organism: Rosa rugosa (rugosa rose)
Lineage: Eukaryota; Viridiplantae; Streptophyta; Magnoliopsida; Rosales; Rosaceae
Exons: 3
Coding region: 66-1709 (547 amino acids)
Source: RefSeq, a predicted model, not a curated record
GGUCGUUUGUUGACCUAUGCAAUUCCAUACGCUCUCGUUUUCCGGAUUUGAUUCAAGGCAAUUUCAUGUUGAGGUACAUUAUUCCUCCGGAUUCUACUUCAUGUUUUCUAGAGAGUGAAGUUGAUAUGAGAAUGAUUUUUAGGAAUUUGGUUCGUUACAAUUCUGAUUUUGUUGAAGUGUUUGUGACUGAUUUGCCUUCUAUUAGUGAAAGUGUGGUGAGUAAUACAGUGUGUGAGGAUUCUAGUACCAUGCUUGAGGAGAAUGAUUAUUUGGGGUGUUAUAGGGCAGAGGCACCGAAGAGUUAUAUGACGAAAGGUUGGGAGAGUUAUAUUCAUUCUGAAGGCCAAAAGUUUGAGGGUGGGGUUGUUGAGUUUAGGGAUAAGCUGCGUAAGUAUGCUAUAGAAAUUGGCUUUUCAUAUGAGUUUGUUAGAAAUGACAAGGUUCGUGUUAUUGCUCAGUGUUCUAAGAAACAUUCUCAAGGCUGCAAUUGGCUGGUGAAGGCUUAUUUAUGUAGGGCUAAUGGUUUCUUUAUGAUUAAAAGGUUGGUUAAUGUUCACACUUGUCAUGGUGUGAUUCGUUUGCAGAAGAGUAAGAUGAUGGGAUCCAAGGUUGUCAAGUCUAUUGUGCUUGAUAAGAUUCGUGCCAAUCCAAACAAAAAGCCAAUUGAUAUAGCUGAUGAGAUCAAGAGUGAUUAUGGUUUGGAUGUUGCUUAUCGUACAGUUUGGUAUGGUACGGAGUUGGCAAAAACAGCCCUACAUGGUGAUGAAGCUGAGUCUUAUGCUCAGCUACUUUGGUUCAGUGAGUCUGUUAUGAAGUCAAACCCCGACUCUAGGAUAGUGGUUGAGUUUCAUCGAGAAACACACAGGUUUCAGCGUAUGUUUGUGAGCUAUGGUGCAUGGAUGAAGGGUUUUCAAUCUUGUAGACCUAUUCUUUUCAUUGAUGCUACAUUCAUUACCAACAAGUACAAGGGGCAGAUUAUUGCUGCAUCGGCAAAGGAUGCCAAUCAAGGCUUGUAUCCAGUUGCUUAUGCUAUUGUGGAUUCUGAAAAUGAGAGUAAUUGGAGAUUUUUUCUUGAGGUUUUGGCUGAAGAGUUUGCAAAACACCCUAUGAGGAGGGUGACAUUCAUUUCUGAUCGUCAUGUUGGGCUUGUUAGUGCUUUCCCUAGAGUGUUUCCUAAUAAUCCACAUGGGUUUUGUUUUAGACACCUGAUGUCUAACCUUUCUGACAAAUUUCCAGCUGAAUCUUACCUCAAGGAUCAGAUUCCUUACUUGUUUAUGUGUUGUGCUUAUUCUCGCACACCGGAGAUGUAUGAGUUCAACAUGGAAAUCUUGAGGAGUGAAGGCGGUGACAUAGUUGCUCAAUUUCUGGAGGAUCUUCCCAAGGAGAACUGGUGUAUGGCUUACUUUAAUGGCGAAAGAUUUGGUGAAAUGACAAAUAACUUGGCUGAGUCUUUCAAUAAUUGGGUGUUGCCUUUGAAGAGACUUCCUAUUCUUGAUAUUAAUGAUGGCAUUAGAGUGAAGUCCAUGGCUUCAAUUGCUGCUCGGAAGCAGGAUGCUCAUGAAUGGUUGUUUGAGUUGUGCCCAGUGAUUGAAAAGAAGCUGAAGGACAAUUUGGAAGUCAGAAGGCAUUGGAGAGUGAGCAGGUCUGAUACCUAUGUGUAUGAAGUUCACUGCCAGAAGUACAAUAGCAUGUUGGAUCACUGCAUAUAG